AUGGACAAGUAUGUUGACCUUUGCCAUUUGUUUGGGUAAGUUUAGAGCUCCCUUCACUUCACCAGUCCCUACAGUAAGUCAUAUUCAUGUGCUGAAAUCAACCAAAAUAUGAACCAAAUAUAAUCAUGGGCACAGAUUCAGAAAGUAGAAGAUGGUGUUGGUAUGCAGCCAGUGGUUAAAGCUAAGUUUGAGCUUUUGACCAUAAUAUCUAUAUUUUUUUUUUAGCAAUAAAUUCAAGCAUUGAAGUAAUACACUGGAAAGUCAUUGUGACUAAAAAAUAUAAUCAAGGUGAAUUCAAACUUUUUAAUAGCUAAAAAAUGUAAAGAUCACUUUAAAAGUGACAAAUUUAAUCCACAGUCACUAAUGUGAGCUUUUAAACUGUUAUCAUCACUUGAAGUUUUAGAGAAAGUAUCCCUUUGAAGGAAUACACUUUCAUACCAGCCAGUUUCCAAUUAUUGUUGUCGAGUUAUCGGUAAUGUUAGUCUGGUAUGGCAGGCGCAAAAAAGCUUAGAUCAGAGAGGGGCCAUGUUUCCACUGUAAUAUGUAGUUACAACUGCUGAUCAGUGGUGUCAAAUGGCAAAACAGAUAAAAACUCCAAUAGUUUGGAGAGAGAAAUGAAAGGUCAAGUAUACAGCAGUGACGGUCCUGUCAGUUGUUUUUGCUUGCUCACGUUCAGUCUGAAAAACUUCUAAUGAACAUUCACUCGAUCAGUCUGUUACUCUCACAAAGUAACACAUAUACAAAACAUUUACAAAAAAACGAGUGAUAAACUAUUUACUAAGUCAAUUAUGGACACUUUUAAAUAUAGAUUUUUUUCCCCCUUUCAUUAGACUUCCUGUGUGGAUCGCAUCAUUGCUCAAUGCUGCCAAAUGCCGAAAAAAUGACUGUGCCCGCCGGAAGAAGGCAUACAGGCUUCUACAGAGGACACUGGUUAGUGCUGAUUUCUGAACCCACUUUCAGAGUUAAGCUGGUGUAAAGUGAUGGAGCUACAAAAAAGACUGGAUUGUCGGCUGAAGUUGAUGAAAGAUGUAGACCCAUGGAUCUUGAAUUUGACCAAAACCAGUUUGUUUCCCUCGUUUCGUAUUUUAGAGCCGUCCUAUCUUGCCUAGUGCUUUACAAAGCAGUCCCUGCCAUCAGUGUAUGAACAUGAUGUAAAUGGGUGAAUGUAAAAUGUAAUGUGUAAGUGCUUUGCUACAAUCUAAUACAGUCUCAGUUUUUACUAUUUUACAUCAACUUUAUGUUAUUUUUAUUGAAGAUAAAGCACAGGAUCGGUGUAGAAGAUGGGAACCUGCGUCAACCCACCUAUGUUUACCCCAAGGAGGUGAAAAUGUUGAUUCGCUCUGCCUUCUCAAAGAACGUCUGUGACUACCCCGACCCCUGCCAUGAUCAGGUGACUUCAGUAUGAACCUCUACUGGCUGUGAUACAAGGUUAUAGUGUAAUGUCAUACUCUGUAAAAGACACCACAUCUUCACAAUGGUACAGGGGAAAUCACCAAAUACUUAGAUAUAUAAAUAAAGUAUCUUUGUAUGUCACUCAAAGUACGCAGUAAUGAUGCUCAACUCUGUUGUGUUUCAGGUGGUUAAUAUAACCAUGGAUGAUCUACACAAAGUUGAAAUCCAGUGA
Messenger RNA from Xyrichtys novacula (pearly razorfish), 1624 nucleotides. Lineage: Eukaryota; Metazoa; Chordata; Actinopteri; Labriformes; Labridae. The record is from the annotation of a GenBank genome assembly.